Molecule: messenger RNA, 8372 nt
Organism: Amaranthus tricolor (Joseph's coat)
Lineage: Eukaryota; Viridiplantae; Streptophyta; Magnoliopsida; Caryophyllales; Amaranthaceae
Product: cytochrome P450 71A21-like
Exons: 1
Coding region: 6897-7832 (311 amino acids)
Molecular function (GO): iron ion binding; oxidoreductase activity, acting on paired donors, with incorporation or reduction of molecular oxygen; monooxygenase activity
Source: RefSeq, a predicted model, not a curated record
ACCACUGUUGAUAAAAUUCAUUAUAAGCAGAUGAUUUAGAAUUCUGAUUAGGGUUUUUUCUGUGUUUUUUAUAUCAUUAAUCAAUGAAUAGGUCUCCUAUAUAUACAUGUUUAAUCACUAAGCUAAUUAUGGAAGAACAGUAAAUAUGGCUAACAAUCAGCCUAGAAUAAUCUGUUGCCUAGAAUAAGAGAUUUCCUAAAUAUUUACAUAUUCAGUUUCCUACACUCCCCCUCAAGUUAGGUCAUAGGGUCUCCAAUGCCUAACUUGCAUAGAGUUUCUUCAAAUGCUUCAGCUGUAACAGCUUUUGUGAGGAUAUCUGCAAGUUGAUCUUUAGAUCGAACCAGAGGGAGGCUGAUGAUCUGAUUUUCAAGUUUCUCUUUGAUAAAGUGUCGAUCGACCUCAACAUGUUUGGUUCGAUCAUGUUGUACUGGAUUAUUGGAAAUGCUGACAGAUGUCUGGUUAUCACAAAUCAAUCUGCAUGCUCAUUUAGGUGGAAAGCCUAGUUCGCAUAGGAGUUUUCUGAGCCACAGGAUUUCCAUUACCCCUUUAGCUAUCCCUCUAAACUCUGCUUCAGCACUUGAUAGAGCCACUACAUUUUGUUUUUUGCUUCUCCAUGUAACCAAGUUUCCUCCUAUAAGAGUGAAGUAACCAGAUGUAGACUUUCUGCUAUCUUUGUCUCCUGCCCAGUCUGCAUCAGUGUAAGCCAUGAGAUCCAGGUUACCAUUAUUCCCAAACAAUACUCCUCGAUUACUUGUUCCCUUCAGAUAUUGGAGAAUUCUCAUUACAGCUUCCAUGUGUUGGACUUGUGGACAAUGCAUGAAUCUACUUACGACGCCUACCGCAUAUGAGAUGUCAGGGCGAGUAUGAGCGAGAUAUAUGAGUUUUCCCACAAGUUUCUGAUAUUGUUCUUUUUCUGCCAUUUCUCCUCCCAGUUCAGUUUGUAAUCCAUGAUUGACUGUUAUUGGAGUUUCUGCUGGCUUGCAGUCAAUCAUUCCAGUUUCUGCCAAAAGAUCAAGAAUAUAUUUUUUUUGGUUAAUGAAGAUCCCUUUCUUUGAUCUUAGGACUUCAAUUCCCAAAAAAUAUUUUAGGUUUCCCAGAUCCUUCAUUUCAAAUUCCAAGAACAACCUCCCUUUUAGAUUUUUAAUCUCCUGUUCAUCGUUCCCUGUGAUAACCAUAUCAUCUACAUAUAUUAUGAGACAAGUGAUCUGAUUUCCUCUUCUUUUGAGGAACAAGGUAUGAUCUGAAUUACUCUGCUUGUACCCGAACUUUUUCAUUGCAGCCGUGAACCUCCCAAACCAAGCUCUAGGUGACUGUUUUAGACCAUAUAAAGCUUUCCUAAGUUUGCACCCCUCAUUUUCUCCAAAAUCAUCUGUAAACCCUGGAGGAGCCCUCAUAUAAACUUCUUCCUCGAUCUCCCCAUGAAGAAAAGCAUUCUUUACAUCAAACUGGUACAAACGCCAUUCUCUGUUAGCAGCUAUAGACAACAAGACCCUGAUAGUGUCAAUCUUCGCAACCGGAGAGAAGGUUUCAGAGUAGUCUAUCCCAUAUGUUUGAGUAUAUCCUUUCGCAACAAGACGAGCUUUGUAUCUUUCAAUUUUCCCAUCAGCAUGAUACUUAAUGGAGAACACCCAUUUACAGCCCACAGUUUUCUUUCCUCUAGGCAAAACACAUUUUUCCCAAGUAUUAUUUCUAUUAAGUGCUGUGAUUUCAUCCUCCAUGGCUUUUCGCCACUUUGGAUCUUGGAGAGCUUCAUCAACGUUUCGGGGAAUUGUAUUGUAGUAGAGGGAGGCUUUAAAGGCAACGGCAGAUUCUGACAAAAUUCCAGCUUCACUUUGACUUACUGGAUAUCGGGAGCGGUGUGCCUCAUACUCAGGAUCAUAUCUUUUGGGAGGAACUCCCCUGGUUCUCCUGGGAGGAAGUUCAUAUCUGCAAUUCUCACUGGAGGAAGGCACACUAGAGGAAGGUAUAUUGCCAUUAGUAACAAUAGGACUAUCACAGAUUGGUGGGUCAGAAUUUACCUCUAUCUCGGGAGAAUCUCGGGACGGCUCAGACAGGACAGGAAUGAUAGGAGGAGAAGGUGGUAUUAGUGUGUCAGUGGAGACAUCGGUGGGAUUACCUACUUCCUCUUUGUAGUCUAUAGCAAAAGGACGUAUUAACCAGCUUAGGUCUUCACCCUUAGUCUCCCCCGGAAGACUAAACUGGGAAUAGUAAUAGGAGUCUUCAAAGAAGUCACAAUCAAGGGUAGUAUACAUUUUGUUAUGGAUGGGGUCAAAACAUCGAUAUCCCUUUUGUGUAGCCCCGUACCCAAGGAAAACACAUUUGAUUGCUCGUGGUUCGAGUUUGUGUAGGUAAGUGCACAUACACAACACAUCCAAAAAUGCGAGGAGGAAGGGAAUGAGAAGGGGGAAUGGUAGUAUGGGAUCGAAGUGUUUCAAGGGGAGUUUUGAACUUGAGGGUUUUGGUAGGUAGACGAUUGGUGAUGUAAGCGGCAGUGGAGAUAGCUUCGGGCCAAACAUGUGCAGGGGUUUUGGCCUCGAACAUUAAGGCUCGGGAAAUUUCAAGAAGGGUACGGUUCUUCCGUUCCGCAACUCCGUUUUGUUGUGGAGUGUACGGGCAGGAAGAUUGGUGGAUAAGCCCAUGUGUGGAAAAAAAAUCCUGAAAUUUUUGGUUCAUGUACUCCCUCCCAUUAUCUGAUCGAAGAAUCUUUGGCUGUGUUUGGAAUUGAGUUUGAAGCAUAUUAUAAAAUUUGACAAAGGUAUCAAAAACUUCAGUUUUAUGUUUAAGAAAAUAAACCCAACACAUACGAGUGCAAUCAUCCACAAACGUAAUAAAAUAAGACAAACCAUGAGUAUGAAAGGUAGGAGCUGGGCCCCAAACAUCAGAAUGGAUCAAAUCAAAAGGUUUACUACUACGAGACAUACUGGGAAAAUACGACUGUUUGUGACUUUUAGCUAGCACACAGGCUUCACAGUUCAGAGUUUGAUUAGAAUUAUUAAACAAUGGAAAAAGACGUUUUAAGUACCCUAGUGAGGGAUGACCUAGACGCCUAUGCCACAUCCACAUUUGCUGUUCAUUCGACCCAUGAGUAAGCAAAGUAGGACCCUUGUGAGUCUCCUCGUCCACAUAAUACAAGCCUCCUCGCUCAGUACCACACCCAAGGAUCUUCCCUGUCCGAGUGUCCUGCACAAUACAAGCAGUAGAUGUCAUCAGAACAGUACAAUUAAGUUCUUUUGUUAAUUGACUAAUCGAUAAUAAUUUAUGAGAUAAACUCGGGAUUAGGAGACAAUUCUUUAAAUGUAAGGACGAUGAAACAUGAACCGGGCCGGCAUGGUGGACUUCUACUCUCUCCCCAUUAGCAGUUUGUAUAUGAGUUCGGGUUUUGUCCCCAAUAGAUACAAGAUCGUGAGGAUCAAAUGUCAUUGUGUCUGUUGCCCCGCAAUCGAAUAUCCAUUGUGAUGACGGGGGGUUACAAAGGAGCCCAAAAACAGUUGGGCUUGGGAUAUUGGGUUGAGGUUUUUCGUGGGUGGGUAUUUCUAGGGUUUGGUGAGUAUAAAUACUCACGUUUGGCAAGUAUUGAAACCCUCCCUUCCCUGUUUCUCUCUCUUCCGUCCCGGUUACUGUUUCUCUUUCUUCCGUUUUUCUUCCUGUUUUCUCCAUUGUUGUUUCACCUGUGUUACCUUCCAUGGCCUUUUCUCUCUUAGGGUAGUGAGUAGUGUCAGACGCCGUGGUGGUGGAGACGCCAGUAGUUGCGUGUGCCUUGCCGCCGGUUCGUGGCUGGGCCUUGGUGGCGGCCUUCCUCUGCUUGUGUUCGUCCCACCACUCCGGAAAGCCUAUAAGUUUAAAGCAACCCUCCUUUGUGUGUCUUGUUCCACCACAGUGACUGCAUCUGAGGUGAGAUUUGUCUUCUUCCUGCCGGUAUGACGGUCUACCGGACCGGUUUCUUGCCACUAGCCCACUACCUAUUUCUGAGGGACCCGGUCCCAGUGAUGAAGCGUGGGUCAUGAUCCCACGUCUGUUGAUUUCUCUCCGGAUGGCGGCGUAGGCUGCUUCCACGCUUGGUAGUGGAUCUUGGUUGAGUAAAUCUCUCCUUACUUUGUCGAAUGUAUCGUUAAUUCCGGCCAGGAAUUGAAAUAACCUUUGUUUUUGUAUGAAGGUAUUGAAUAUGGUUAUGUCUUCAGCACAUUUCAUAGGGUUCGGCAUACGACGGUCGAUUUCUUUCCACAAAGUGUCUAGACAGCCAUAAUAUUCUUCUAUGGACCCUUGAUUUUGUUUAACUGAACUUGCUUUCGAACUUAGAUCGAAGAUCUAAAGUUCGUCAUGACCACUAGCCAAAAGGAUUGUAAUCCCAUUCCAUAAGUCAUACGCUGUUGUGUAAUCAAGAAAUUGGUUCAUGAGUUCUGAUUCAAUGUUUGAUAUGAUCCAGGACAAAACCAUUGAGUCCUGUUGUUUCCAUUUCAGGUAAUUUGCAUCAGUUGAUGAAGGAGGGGUGUCGAUGAUGUGUUUGAGACGCCCUCUUCCUUCAAGUGCAAUUUUCAUUAAACGGCACCAUUUAGAGUAAUUCUGGUAAUUCAACUUUUCAGUGACCCUCAGAUCUGAGGUUGAUUGUUCAUUGGCUGUAUUGAGUUUUUGCAUUUUUUGAAACAGUUGGAACAUUUGUUCCAAUUGUUCCAUGUUCAUCAAUUGCUGGUUUGCGUCUGACUUCGAUUCUGAUUCAGACAUAUUUGGGGAUUGUGUUUCGUAGGUAAAUGAUGAUAGCCAACAGUGUCGCCGGUCCCCGGAAAACACCUUAUGGCUCUGAUACCAUGAUAAAAUUCAUUAUAAGCAGAUGAUUUAGAAUUCUGAUUAGGGUUUUUUCUGUGUUUUUUAUAUCAUUAAUCAAUGAAUAGGUCUCCUAUAUAUACAUGUUUAAUCACUAAGCUAAUUAUGGAAGAACAGUAAAUAUGGCUAACAAUCAGCCUAGAAUAAUCUGUUGCUUAGAAUAAGAGAUUUCCUAAAUAUUUACAUAUUCAGUUUCCUACAACUGUACAUGCUAAUUGACAUGAUUGCAAGUUGCCACAUGUGUGGUCUAAUCUUACAGAUUCCAUGAAUGAAUGUCCAGAAGACUAGAUGUAACCUAGAAUGGGACAGGGAAGUGUGCCUGUGUAGGUGUAACACUUUUCGCUUUUAUGGUUUUGUAUUUCGGGUAGUUAUGAUGUUACGAAAUUGGCAAAAGUUUACCUAUUUAAAUGGAAUGGGAUGUUUAAUAGAUAACCAACAGGCAUGUCCGACCUGAUCUUUGGGUUAGUUAGCCCUGAUGUUGGGGCUAAUUUGGACCGCUAGCUAAAUCCAUAUAUGCCUUAUUCUUCAGUUACUUUAGAAUUUGGAUAAGAUUUCUUUGAUUGAAUAGUGAUGUGUUCCGAAACUGAUGAGUGUCUAUUGGAGGGAAUAGUGUGUUUUGACAUAGUAGCAUCCCAUAAAAUUUGGGCUCUCUGUAGAAUAUCCUUGUGAUAAAUUACGUAGCAAAUGAGAUGCAUUUUCGAAGUUUCUAAAAAUUCGUACAGUGAGGUUCAAAAGGUGACUAGCAGUUGUAUAUUAUAACUCAUACUUGAAAUAAGUAUUCAGACACAUAGAAGCAAAUUAGCUGAAUGACGCAGGGAGAUGUAGAGGUAGCUUCUGUAAAGUACUUCAUAUAACUGAUCAACGGAUUAGAUCAUAUGGAGAAUUUGAUGAAUCUGAAAGGUCUAACAGCACGUGAUUAAGGUCUUAGGCAGGCUCUGUUGGGCUGCAUCCUCUAGCUCCUUUAUUGAUCUUUCUUGAGUCAAGAAGUACAAGAUUUUGAAUUCAGCUAUGUGGCAUGAGCCCAGAUUAGACUCGAUAUCUAGGGUAGGACCGUGGAACCUGAACAAGUAGUCCUAUUAAACUAGUAAAAGUUUUUUUUUUUUUAAAAGAAAAUUUUGGACUUUUGCCAUUAUUUUAUGUUUAUUAAGACAUAAGAAAAGAUCUUCACCUAAUUGACUUGCAAGAAAUGAAAUACCUAAACCGAUUAUUUUUUUUCUCACCGAAAGUUUGAUGAAUAAAACCUCAAGACAUGAUAUAUACUUUAUGACCGAAGCUAAAAUAGAACAACAUUUCAGCUAGUCUCUUGAGCGACCGUCCCUUUGAGAGACGUAUCUCAAGUCCAAACCAUUAAAAAUUAAUGUCUACUUUCCGUAUUCUUAGUGUCUACUUAAUCGUAUUUAUAAUGCCUAUUUACAUUAUCCUUAAUGCUUACUUACGUAUCCGUAAUGUCUGCUUUCAAUAUUAAAUGUCUACUUACAUCAUUCUUAAUGCGUACUUACAAUAUUUUAAAAAAUAUAUAAGGGGCCGGCUCAACUAGAGAUGGUCUCUCACAAGAAUUUGUGCAACAAUUUUGACCCCUGUUCAGCAAAAUAUUCAAUUUAUCCUGUAAUGAACUGGUAAUUGCUAAUGUGAGAAAGAAAGAGAUUAAGGCUAAGAGAGUAAAGACGCAAAGGUAGAGAAGAAAUCACUGAAAAAGACUAAGAAUAGGGAAAAAGAACAGAGAACAAAGAAAAAGACAAAGGAAAGAGAAAUACAAGAGGGAGAACUUGUAUCAUACUCAUUUAAUAUCCUAUCCAAUUAUUACAUCAUAAUAUAAUAUAAUAAAUAAACCAAACAAACUUGCUUCCAUUUGCUAAAUUGGAUACACAAUACCCUUUUCUUGAUUCUUCACUAAAUGACUAUUCUACACCUCUUAUGUAGAUAUUGAUUCAUCGCACCACAUGUCCAAAUAAAACAAAAUACAUCCUGGGCUCCGAUUCAGCAAGUUGUAUUGAUACGAUGACAUUGCCAUUUUCCAAAUUCACAGUACCAGCAGGCAGUAUUAUGUUUUAAGCACUAGGCUCAAACAAAACUCAUUAAUGGAAAUAAUGUCUAGUUUGUUUCCAGAUCUCUUGCAAAAACUCAGUUCCCUCCUCCCUUUCCUACUCUUUUUACUCUUUUUAUGCAAGAUUUUGUCUACAAGGUUUAACAAUGGAAAAAACCCACCACCAUCCCUGCCAAAACUACCAAUCAUAGGCAACCUUCAUCAACUUGGAUCAUUACUUCAUCGAUCCCUUCAUUCACUGUCUCAGUUAUAUGGUAACCUUAUGUUGCUUCAUUUAGGCAGCAGGCCAACCCUUGUGGUGUCAUCAGCUGAUAUGGCCCAACAAAUCAUGAAAACUUAUGAUAAGGUCUUCUCCAACAGGCCUAAAUCUCACAUUUCUUCUAGAAUCUUCUAUGAUGGUAAGGAUAUUGCUUUUUCUUCUUCUGGAGAAUAUUGGAGGAGGAUUAGAGGUGUUUGUGUAAUGCAACUCCUAAGUAACAAAAAGGUUCAAUCUUUUCUAACUGUAAGAGAACAAGAGGCUUCUUUGAUAGUGAAAAAGAUUAAGAAAUCCUGCAAUUCAGUGGUGAAUUUGAGGGAGAUUAUUAUGUUAUAUACAAAUGAUGUUAUUUGUAGGGCUUGUUUGGGAAGGAAGUAUAGUGGUGAUGAUGAUGUAGGGUCUAGUUUCAAAAAGCUCUUGAAUGAGGCUUUGAGACUACUUGGAUAUUUCAGUUUUGAAGACAUGAUACGUUGGCUUGGUUGGAUUGAUAGAAUAAUGGGUUUGAAAGGUGAAGUGGAAGGUGUUGCACAAGGGUUAGAUGAAAUACUUGGGAAAGUAGUUGAAGAAAAUAAAAGUAAAAUGAGUUGUAAGAACAACAUUCUUGGAAUGGGUAGCAAAAGGGACAACAUUGAUAAUUUUGUGGAGAUUUGGCUUCAAUUUCAAAAGGAGAACAAUGAUAUUCAACUUGAGAGUAUUAGACCAUUAUAUUGGUAAGGGCAUGGGUACGAAUUCUAUUGACCCCCUUUAUAUAGUGGAAUUAUUAGCGUCGAAUAUUAGUAAAUCUUCUAUUGCAUCCCCAUAGAGCUCAGAUGACUCUCAUGUGACGGGGCAUGAUAGAAUAUGUAUAUUAUAUAUUGAGACUUCAAUCAUCAGUUCAAACUUUUGAUUGAAUUGGUUGCUUAACAUUCAGGGGUGUUUGGUAUGGGAAUAUAAAAUGUAAUGGAAAGAAAAAUGAUAAAAAGGAGUAAGGGUAAGGGUAUGGGUUGUAGUUAUAUGUUGUUUGGUUUGAAAAUAUAAAGAAAACACUUAAUUGAUCAUAGAAAGAGAAUUUGUUACUUGACAUAAAUGGAUGGUAACAAAGUAAGGUUAUCCAUUACCCUCAAGAAAGGGAUUGGGUUAACCUAAGAUCAUACCAAACAAAUAUGUGGCGUAAUGGCAAUUGAAUUCCUUACUUAGUAUUAAAAAGUUCUAUUAAACACCACAUGUGUUUAAAUGGGAAUUUAGGUUGGACAUUAAUCAUUUAUGUGUUAUUAA